AUGUUAGUCGAUUGGAAUAUGUACACCAAACAAAUAUCCUACAUUCUAGAAGCUGUCGAUGAAGAGGAAGACCCAGAGUGGGCGGCGGGUCGUGGGAAAACGCUUGCAGAUCAGGAGCGUAUUAGGCAAAGAAAAUCUGAAAGAGCGAGAAAGGAAAUGGAAGAAAGAGAGCGAAAAGUGAAAGAGGGAAGAGAUGAAGCUCCGGAUGUAGAACGUGAUGAACCUCUGCCGUCAUCGAGCACACCAGAUCUUCAGAAGACUUCAGAGGAGUCUGACGAUCUUGUUGCCCCUGUGGAAGAAAUGAUGGAAAGAGAAGCCACGCCCGCUUCAAGCUCACCACCGGAGACUGAUUGCUCUUUUUCGUUGGCUUUUGUUCUCGAGGCGCCUUCAGAAUCUUCACAACACGAUGAAGCUGAAGAUUCAGAUGGAGCGGGAACAAUCCAAUAUUGA
This is a messenger RNA of Caenorhabditis remanei, 450 nucleotides long. RefSeq lists its product as uncharacterized. The record is from RefSeq and is a predicted model, not a curated record. NCBI's taxonomy places the organism in Eukaryota, Metazoa, Nematoda, Chromadorea, Rhabditida, Rhabditidae. The transcript has 2 exons. Bases 1 to 450 code for a protein of 149 amino acids.